Molecule: messenger RNA, 3288 nt
Organism: Portunus trituberculatus (swimming crab)
Lineage: Eukaryota; Metazoa; Arthropoda; Malacostraca; Decapoda; Portunidae
Product: nascent polypeptide-associated complex subunit alpha, muscle-specific form-like
Exons: 10
Coding region: 324-2909 (861 amino acids)
Cellular component (GO): cytoplasm; plasma membrane
Molecular function (GO): protein binding
Source: RefSeq, a predicted model, not a curated record
AGAAGAAGAAGAAGAAGAAGAAGAAGAAGAAGAAGAGAGAGAGAGAGAGAGAGAGAGAGAGAGAGAGAGAGAGAGAGAGAGAGAGAGAGAGAGAGAGAGAUGUGACAGGAAACAGAAUAUUGAGAGAGGAUAGUGACAACCCUCAUUCUCUCACUCUCUCUCUCACUCACACACACACACACACACACACACACACACACACACACACACACACACACACACACACACACAGUUAGACAGACAGACAGACAGACAGACAGACAGACAGACACACACACACACACACACACACACACACACACACACACACACACACACUCAAAAUGAUUCUCAGUAAAGAUUUGCAAGAGAUUUUGGAAGGGGUGCACUACUUCCUGGCGGAGGCACUGACGCGGGAGAGCCUCAGUGGGCGAGCUGAAUGCCUUCGUCGUGGGUUGGUGCUCCAGUUAGAGGCGUUGACUGGCGCUUACCCCACGUUGAGAAUAUGUCCCGCUCCGCAAGGCUCUCCUAGGGGUGUUGUGGCCCGGUGUGGCUCCUCCAGUGCCUCUUUGCCUUAUCUACCCAUGGAUCAGUCGCCCGGGAGGUUUGCGGCAGGCACCACCACCACCACCACCACCACCACCACCAGCGCCUACAGCAGCAGCAGCAGCAGUGGGGUGAACAGCAGCAGCAGCAGCAACAGCGGAAGCAGCGGGGACGGCCAGCGUUUAGGGCCCGGCGCCCCCCUGAUAGAGGAAGGGGGCGGGGAGGGGCCGGAGGAGGUCUACGAGGAAUUUGAUGAGUAUAAAGAUGAAGGAGUGGAGCUAAAGCCGGAGAAAGGAGGAGGAGGAGGAGGAGGAGGAGGAGAGGAGGUGGAGGAGAAGGAGGAGGAGGAUGGAGUUUACACGGAGACACACGAUGCAGUUCCGUUUUCUUCGCUGAUUGCCACCUGCGAGAGACACGGGGCGCUGGGCAAGAAGACUAAGGGUUUACUGCGGAACAUCAAGAGUUACCUGUGCGUGGUGGGUGGCGGGAUGCUGUACCUGUAUGUUAAGGAGACGGACGAUAGGCAGAAGAAGAGUAUUGACUUAUCUGGCUACACUGCAAGACCUGCCACGGGGGAAGACAUCAAGGAUACGAAGAAGAAAGAUGCUGCCUUUGAAAUUGUCUGUCCCGGGAGGAAGACACACACGUUCAUCGCAAGAACAGCCAAGGACAAGAACGAAUGGCUGGACGCACUCUCAAGAACAAUAAGGGGCGGGAAAUCACGGCCACCUCCUUUCAGCCAGCCUGUUAUGCCACCCAUACACCCCAUAUUCCCUUCCAAGCCCACCACUGUCCCCGCCCCGCCGCCCACAGCCUACGUACCGCCCACAGCCCGCGUAGAAGACCAGGAACGCGAUGAUUACUGCUUGUAUAAUGAUGUGGAAGAGGAGGAGAUUUACGAAGAAGUACAGGGAGAAGAAGAAGGGAGCGGGCUCUCCCUACCCCCUCCUCCCCCCUCCCUCCUCUCCGCCUCCCCCACCCCAUUUACACCCCCCCACCUUUCCGCCACCACCACCACCACCACCUCACAGCCUGACUACGAUCCGGUGGACCCAGAACCCCCUCCUGCAGCAGGCACGGCACCCCCCAGACCUCCUCCCCCUGCUAGACCCCCGUUACCGACACAUACACCCACAGACACGCAGAAGGGCGAGGAUUCAGAUGACUCUCAAGGGAUUUACUGCGAGAUCGAGGAUGACCUUUUAGAGAACGCCAGGAAAGCUUACGAGGAGGCUGAAGGGGCGGACCGGACCAGUGGGAUAUCAAACACCCCCAUGGGACCCUUCAGACCGCCCUCGGGAAGUCUAGGGUCCCUCAGUAGUGAGAUAUUUAAAAGUCUAGACGCCAAUAGGGUCACUCCGCAGAUUGGCCCAGUGUCCUCUCCUCCCAGGCUCCCCCCCAAGGGUGUGCCGGCCCCGGAGGUAGAGAGCGAGUAUAAAGUCCCUCAGAGUGAUUCAGAGUACCAUGUCCCUUCAUCCACCCCUGUCAAUGGCGCGAGGUCCUUAAAUAUCUCAGCACAGCAACACACGCUGGCUGGACCACAAAACACACUAGCUGGACCUCAAAACACACUACCAGGAUCUCAAAACACAUUAACAGGGUCUCAGAACACCAAAAUAGGACCGCAAAAUACUCUAACAGGGUCGCAAAACACCAAGACAGGGCCCCAAAGCAUAGUCCAGCUUCCACAAAACACAUUAGCAGUCUCGUCCACCCCGACCUUCGUUCCUAUCAAGCCUCUGGAGCGGCGAGGGUCUACGGCCGAGGAGAAGAAAAGUGGCGGGGGUGUUGGCGGUGGUGUGUCCUCCUUCCGUAGCCAAGGGGAGGAGGUGACGCGCCCUAAACCUUCAGGAGGGACAUCCGUUCGAGACAUGAUUGCAAGAUUGAACCAGAGGAAGGAGGAAGACUUAAAGGAGGAGGAGGAAGAGAAGAUUACCCCUCCUCCUGCUACUGCUGCUGCCUCCUCCUCCUCCUCCUCUUCCUCCUCCUCCUCCUCCUCCUCUUCCUCUUCCCUUCUCUCCCUCCCUAGGCAGAACCUUAAGCCAGACAAGCCUCCUCUUCCCUCCAGACCUCCGAAUUUAAGAGGGGGAAGUGUGUCACCCAGCGCACAUGUGAAGGAAGAGGAGGAAGAGGAAGAGGAAGAGGUGUAUGAGGUUCUUGAUGAUGAUGAUGAUGAGCCUUCACAGCACCAGCAACAGCAAGCGGAGUGGUAUGUGGCCAAGUUUGCAUUCGUGGCCACGUUAAACCAGGCGCUGAGCUUCGGGCGGGGAGACGAACUGCUUGUAUACGACACGACGGGGUCAUCUGGGUGGUGGCGCGCGACUCUCCGGGGCCGAAAUGGUCUGGUGCCCCGGGAGUACCUAAGGAAGAAGGAGUGUCAGUGAUGGUUAUAUUCAAGCACGCCUUGUUCUUCCACCUCGACAAUUUUUCAAGGGCACACAGACGACCUCCAGAACUAUAAAAAUAUCCUCAAAAAUGCCUUCCCCUCUCACUACGACCAUUUUUCAGGGCCACAGAGACGACCAGUAGUUUCUCUUCAUGAAAAACUAGAAAUGUUGCUAGUUCUAAAGAGUGUUCGUCCUGUUGGUAAUGCAGUAAAACUUGUUAAUAUGUCACUAGAACCACAGAAACACCCUUAAAAACUCGUAACUUCAACUAGAGUCUUUAAAAAGAGUGUUUGUCCUGUUGGUAAUGCAGAAAACUUGUUAACAUGUCACUAGAACCACAGAAACAACCUUAAAAACCCGCGUCACUUCAACUAGA